Messenger RNA from Argiope bruennichi, 605 nucleotides. RefSeq names its product eukaryotic translation initiation factor 4E-like. Gene Ontology annotation, biological process: translational initiation. Gene Ontology annotation, molecular function: translation initiation factor activity; RNA 7-methylguanosine cap binding. Bases 13 to 588 code for a protein of 191 amino acids. NCBI's taxonomy places the organism in Eukaryota, Metazoa, Arthropoda, Arachnida, Araneae, Araneidae. Gene Ontology annotation, cellular component: eukaryotic translation initiation factor 4F complex; cytoplasm. The record is from RefSeq and is a predicted model, not a curated record. The transcript has a single exon.
UAGCUAUACGAAAUGUCUGUUGGAGAACCGAAGUCGCAAGAAAAUGCUGUUACAACGGAAGUAUCACCAGAAAUGAUGAUGAAGCAUCCACUCCAGCACGUAUGGAGUCUGUGGUUUUACAAAAAUGAUCGCACAAAGACCUGGGAGGAAAACUUGACUGAAAUCGCUUCAUUUGAUACCGUCGAAGACUUCUGGUCUCUUUAUAACCACAUCGAAAUUGUUAGCAAGCUUCCUCCAGGUUGCGAUUAUGCCUUGUUUAAGCACGGCAUUAAACCGAUGUGGGAAGAUGAAAAAAAUAAACACGGUGGUAGAUGGCUCAUUAAUCUGCAGAAAUACCAAAGGAAUCCCGACUUGAAUAGCUGCUGGCUGGAAGUUCUUCUGUGUAUGAUUGGCGAAGCUUUUGACGAUUAUGGCGAAGAUGUGUGUGGUGCGGUGGUGCAAGUUCGCGCCAAAGUGGACAAACUCGCCUUAUGGACUGCUGACGUGGAAAACAAAGAGGCAAUCAUGAGGAUCGGUGAACUUUUGAAGGAUAGAUUGCAUAUCCAUCCAAGGAAUGGAAUGAUAGUUUAUGAACCACAUGCAAAGUAAGUCUUGGAUGGUAAAUG